Molecule: messenger RNA, 677 nt
Organism: Solanum tuberosum (potato)
Lineage: Eukaryota; Viridiplantae; Streptophyta; Magnoliopsida; Solanales; Solanaceae
Exons: 1
Coding region: 201-605 (134 amino acids)
Biological process (GO): seed dormancy process
Source: RefSeq, a predicted model, not a curated record
GCCUAUUAGGCAGCAAGAAAGACUGUCCACGUUUUCAUAAGUAGGAACACUUGUCUCCCUCUCUUGCAAAAACAGCCAUGCUCAUCAUUGCUUGUAAAACUCAGCAUGGAACUGAUUAAACUAAGUCCUUUCUAGUGCCAAUUUGAUACCUAUAAAGAUAGAGAAUAGUGAAACAAUAAGGGUCAUCUUUUGCAAAAGUUAUGGCAAAGAGCAAAGAUGAUAUUACUUAUGGGAUAGCUCAAGCAAGACUAUCUGAAGAUGAUGCUCUUAGAAUAAGGUACAAAGCAGGAACUCCUCUUGAAGGAGGAAAAAUUGCUGACUCUCAACCUGUUGAUCUAUUCUCAAGUGCUCGUAAUAUUGAGAAUCAACAAGGCAAGAUUGCUGAUUCUCAACCUGUUGAACUCUCCUCAAGUGCACAAAAAAUUGCAGCAGCAAAACAAAAACAACCCCAACAAGAAGAAAAACCUACAGAUUCUUCUGAUUUGGAGGGAAUGAAUACUUAUGUUUAUGAUGAUGAGAAUAUGGAUAAAAAUUUGCCUCCAGCAGCUGCAACACUUAUGUUUGAUAGCAACAAGGCAGAUAAUUGGACAACAAACCCUCCUUGAGUUAAAACUAGACCUCAUCAUCAGCUUUUUAAGUUUUAUUUUUUCUGCACAUGUUUGUGAAGUAUCUUUGGU